AUGAGGAUUAGAAGAGAAGCGGAAGAACAAGAAUCUUGGAACAAUUUCGCUUGGUGGGGAUUUCGAAAUGUAAUGCAGUCCAACCUCCCAAUAAGAACGCUCAGCCUACGAGGAGAGAAAGAGAGCAUGGUGGUGGUACUCGAAAAGGAGGAAAAACUUUUUCCCCUGGGAGGUUUUGGCGUUCUUGAUAAGAGGUCGGACUGGACCUUGGUUGUUCACGUUUCGCGAUCAUUGUUUUACGGACGUGCAGAGUUAUUUGACGUCGAAGAUGAUUCUCCCGGUUAUUUUGUUCCUCCUCUACGCGACGCAUCACGCCGAGUCGAUGGACGAAGUGUCCGAUUCUUACUAGGUGAUUAUAUGCGACUGUUUUUCAAACAAUGCAAUUACUUUCUGGACGGCUUCAUGUUAAAUUAUCGCGAUGUUGCGAAAGAUCGUGACCGUUGCAGAUUGAAAAACCGCGCUUUCGGGGUCUGUACCUUGCUGAACAACUGCGCCGUCGUAUUCCAGCAAUUGGUGGAUGGCAAAGCGCCAGAUUCGAUUUGCGGAUAUGCUGGAUUUGAACCAGUCGUUUGCUGUCCAAAUAGCCGACCAAAAACCACGCGGCCAACUCCGACUGUCUCUCGGAAUCCGGUGGGAGACGGACGAGGUGCAAUUGCGAGACAGAAAUGUGCUGAAUAUGCCAAUUACACUCGUGAAAUACGCGAGGCCCUGAAUGGACAAAAAGUGAGGAUAUCCGUUUGCGCGAUCAAUUACCCAAAAUUGAUUUUAGGAGGAACAAGGGCCGAGCGUAAGGAGUUCCCCCACAUGGCAGCGGUUGGUUACGAUUCGGGAAACGGUAGAAUCGGUUGGUACUGCGGAGGCACCCUGAUAUCCGAGAAUUUCGUAAUGACAGCAGCCCACUGUACUUAUUCAUCGGGUUGGGGUGCCGCGAAAUGGGUGCGCGUUGGCGAUUUAAACCUGGAGCGUUCCGACGACGGGGCGAGUCCGGAGGAUCGUCGCAUUGCCGAGAGGAUCAGACACCCUGAGUACCAGCGUCCUGCGCAAUACCACGACAUCGCGCUUCUUCGUCUCGAGUCCAGGGUGCCCUUCAACGCCUGGAUCAGACCGGCUUGUCUGCACACCUCACCCACCACUGGGACUGAGAAAGCCAUAGCGACUGGAUGGGGGCAUGUUGAAUGGUUUGGCGAUGAAGGUUCGAGUGAUCUUCUAAAAGUUACGCUUCCCUUCGUCGAUCAGCGAACUUGUAACGCGAGCUGGUCAACUGGCGGGUCUCUAUUCCAGCUUCCCAAUGGAGUAGUUGGAGAAUGGACGAUGUGUGCUGGACAAUCGGGCCGUGACACGUGUCAGGGUGACAGUGGAGGCCCUCUCGUGAUAUACAGCAGCAAGGAUUAUUACUGCAUGUACGAUGUAGUCGGAGUCACAAGUAUAGGACAACUCUGCGGAAGUGUAAUUCCCACCAUUUACACACGCGUUUAUCACUACGUUCCGUGGAUAGAGUCCGUCGUGUGGGGCCGAGGAUAAAUCCGAUACUGGUAUGGAUUCGA
Diprion similis is the source of this 1544-nucleotide messenger RNA. RefSeq names its product serine protease snake-like. The record is from RefSeq and is a predicted model, not a curated record. The coding region runs from base 1 to 1521 and encodes 506 amino acids. The transcript has 8 exons. Gene Ontology annotation, molecular function: serine-type endopeptidase activity. Lineage: Eukaryota; Metazoa; Arthropoda; Insecta; Hymenoptera; Diprionidae. Gene Ontology annotation, biological process: proteolysis.